GGAACUCCGUAACUCCUCUGGAGUGUCCUCCCCCAGCAGCUGCUGCUCUGUCCUCCCCCUGGUCCUCCCCCUGGUCCUCCCCCUGGUCCUCCCUCUACCAUCUCAUGUCAUGUUAUCAACUCAUACAAGUCGACGGACGUUUUGAUAAACAUCAGAUCACACCUACGGAACAUUUUAAAAAGACGACGAUGGUCAAGACGAAACAGUCCAAAGGGAGAAAAAAGUUCGACUAUGACAAGAACCGGAAGAAGCUGAAGAAGAAGUUUCUUAAAAAGCAGAAGCCAACGAUCGAAGAUCGUCAGGUGAGACGAGCGUGGGACGAACACAAGUCUGUGUCCAGGAACCUCCGAGACAUGGGUCUGUCCUUGGAUCCCAACAGAUCUCUCCCCAUAAAGAAGAGCAGUUUGCUGGGAGACCAGAGUGAGACACCUGCAGGCUCCGCCCUCAUCACCAAACCCUACGUCCUCAACCAGCUGGAAGAGGAGGCGGGGCGACCGCAGAAAAACUCAAAGACGUUAUCGAGCGACCUGAUAGAGUUUGUCCAGCACAUGAUCAGAGAACACCAGGAUGACCACAAGGCCAUGGCUCGAGAUGAGAAGAACUACUACCAGGACACGCCCAGUCAGAUCAGGAGGAAAAUCAACGAUUACAAACGCUGCCACCCGGUGGACUACCAGGCUUUCAUCAGCUCUUUAUCUGCUGCAGCUCAGUGACGGGUGGAGACGACGAUGUAUCUGUGAUGGAUGUUCAGCUGGAGGACGUCCUCACAGCGUCUGUGGACAGGACAGGCGUGGAGACCAGUCACUACGUUACUUGAGUGAGCAGAAAUGUCCUGAUCACUGAUCGGUUAAAGGAGUUGUUUUGAAGGAGCGUUCGCUCGACCAGAGACCAGAGUUAGUGUGAAGAUAAUCUGCUGAUCGCAGUUUUCUAACACCGACAACCACCACCAUACAGUCGCUGUGAUUUAUUUUGCGGUGAGUUGAGUUUUAGGAACCGGUUCAGGAAGGAGUCAUCGUGAAAAAUGAAUCUUUGUAAAAAAACAAAAUAAAAUCCAUGUUGAGAGAAAA
Molecule: messenger RNA, 1067 nt
Organism: Cynoglossus semilaevis (tongue sole)
Lineage: Eukaryota; Metazoa; Chordata; Actinopteri; Pleuronectiformes; Cynoglossidae
Gene: nop16
Product: NOP16 nucleolar protein homolog (yeast)
Exons: 6
Coding region: 105-713 (202 amino acids)
Biological process (GO): ribosomal large subunit biogenesis
Cellular component (GO): nucleolus
Source: RefSeq, a predicted model, not a curated record